Molecule: messenger RNA, 1057 nt
Organism: Athalia rosae (coleseed sawfly)
Lineage: Eukaryota; Metazoa; Arthropoda; Insecta; Hymenoptera; Athaliidae
Gene: P32
Product: complement component 1 Q subcomponent-binding protein, mitochondrial
Exons: 6
Coding region: 145-951 (268 amino acids)
Biological process (GO): cytosolic ribosome assembly
Cellular component (GO): mitochondrial matrix
Source: RefSeq, a predicted model, not a curated record
UAUGUACCCGUUUUGUAUGUGUUUUGUAUGUAUACCUAUACCUGAUACAUGAACAGUAUGCCUCCGUGCAUGAACGUGCCCCUUGUGCGUGACUAAAAUCUUUUUGGAUCCGUAUCCAACUUGACUCACAGACCUUCAAACAAAAUGAACGGAAUAGUCAGAAAUGCAUUGAGGGUUUCGGCUUUCAAAGGAUUCACACAGUCUGCAGUUUCGGGACGAGUUGCAAGGAGGGAGUUCACGCGGCCGAUGUGGAACAUGUGCAACCGGCGAAAGGAUAUCACGCCUCUGGCAAGCUACAAACUACAAAAUCCGAUCGAAUUUUGCAGCUGCGGAUGCAACAGAAGAGUGCACACCAAAGCGGAGAAGGAGUUGGUGCAAUUCCUGGCAGAGGAAAUAGUAGCGGAGAAGAAAGCCCAGAAAAUGAAGACCAUUCCAACUGAACUCGAUGGAUUUAAAAUUUCACUUGACGGUGCUGAAGUUUCCCUCACCAAAAAAAUUGGGGAGGAAAGCAUAUCCAUAAACUUCAAUGUAAAUCACACCGUCGAUUCAGAAUCAGAGCCAGACAUCGAUCCACAAGAUGACAAGCAAGAGUUUGGAGAAAUGAAAAGCAAACCAAACUUUGAAAUAGAUGUAGUACGAGGUAAUCACACUCUUGGCUUCACAUGCUCCUUUAAUAACGAACCUCAAGCAAGUGGUGCCGACGAUGGUUACAAUGAUAUCUUUGGCAUUGACGAAAUAACUUUAUAUGAGGGUGAACACAGUGAGAAGAUCUAUGCUGUAGCUGGUGACGUAGUGGAUGGUUACCUGUACGAUCUUCUGAUGAAUUAUCUUGAAGAGAAAGGAAUCUCAAAUGAAUUUGCGGAGAAAUUGAUCGAGCUGAGUACAGUCUACGAGCACACCGCCUACAUCAGUUUGCUAGAAGGACUCUCCAAGUUUACCUCCGGAAAGUAGUUACCGUGAUACUCUAUUUUCCACCUACGUAUUACUGUACACUUAUGAACAGAAUCAUGCUGUAUAGUUUUAGAUCGCCAUAAUAAAUAAUUCUCAAAAAUUUGAA